CGAAAUCGCCGAGGUUAAAAUGGGGCGCAUUGUUUCCGACGACAUCAUGCUCGCAGAAGUAUAGAGCAACAGGAGUUGUUCGCCUCCUGAGAAAGAAAGUGUAACCCACGACCAGAAGAAUGCCCGUCGCUGCGAGCCACGGCGAGUUCCAAGACAUCGGUUCUGCCGGUAGUGAGAAUGUUGACAGGCUGGACCAGAAGUCUUAACGUUCUAACCCUGGGCUAGGGUUAGAACGAUGCAAUCUCACCGUCACAAACUGACGCGUUCGGGCGAGAGGCGUUACACAUAACAAGUACUUCUUUCUUUCUCGCCUAUUACACUUCUACCGCCUCCUAUCAUCCUCGGGUUCUUCUUGUUCUUCGUCCUUCAACGUCGUUUCUGGCAUAUUCCUCGGAUUCUAUCUGGGUCUUUGUAUGUCCUCCGACCAACAACUCGCCCUGGCGAGGGCCACUACAGGCCAGUCCACCCACCUGAGCAAAACCGCUCGGCAGGUUGUCCCUCCGUUUCUUCAGAAGCUCUAUGAAAUCGUAAACGAUCCCAAAAACGAUGAGCUGAUUAGAUGGUCAGAGAGCGGAGACUCCUUCUAUGGUCUGUCCUUAUUUUCCCUCUGUCCGGAGAUGUACUGCUUACAUGGUUUGCAGUUUUGAAUCAUGAACGAUUUGCUCGGGAGGUCCUAGGACGCUGGUUCAAGCACCAAAAGUUCACAUCGUUUGUGCGUCAGCUCAAUAUGUAUGGCUUCCACAAGAUCCCACACCUCCAGCAAGGUGUCCUACGGAGCGAUACCGACACCGAACCUUGGCACUUCGAACACCCCCAUUUCCAUCGCGGCCAACCCGAUCUUCUUUGUCUCAUCCAGCGGAAGAAGCAGCCUCAGCAGAGCAAUGUCGACGAUAUGCAUAUAGACAUGCACGAAGCUACCGCCCAUAUUACCCCUCAACUUGCUAAUCUAUCACAAGGGCAGAUCCUAGACAUAAAUUCGGUCAUAAACGGCAUCGCUGCUAUUAAACGACACCAGCAGGCUAUCUCUGCCGACCUCAACGAGUUGAAAAACUCGAAUCAGCAUCUUUGGCAAGAGGCGCUGGCGGCCCGCGAACGGCAUAAGAAGCACCAAGACACGAUUAACCGUAUUCUGAAAUUUCUGGCUGGUGUCUUCGGGCAAGGAGCUGAACACAAACACGAAGGUUCGCCCGACAGCAUUCAGCGCAAGCGACCGCGGUUGAUGAUUGGUGACGUCACAACUAAUGAGAAGCGGAAAGCCGCAACAGUUGAGGAAGUCGUUGAUGAUGACGACAAACGUAGUGUUUCAACGCCCACUGCUACCUUCGCCACCCUCGACGAGCCCAUCGUCCAUUCACCAUCUGUCGCGCCAAGUGAAACAUACUCUCCCCCGGCAUCCGAUACCUCCACUACUAAUUAUCGCACCACUACCUCACCCCCACGAACUCAAAUGAAUGAAAGUACGACUCCAAAUCCUUCGAACAAUGGCCACAUAUCGCCUCCUGAAGCCCCUGCUGCGCAAAAUCAAAAUGGCCCGCCGCGGAGUCUCUCUCCUCAGUCCAUGUCUUCUGCAUUGGCCAUGCAGAACAUGCCACCAAAUGCAUCUACGCCAGAGAUGUGGGCUACAUUGCAACAGAUGCUCAGUACACCUAAUCAGAUGCAGCGCUUAAUGCAAGCGUUGGCGAAUCAGCAGCAGUACCCGAUGCCGCCUAUGUCUGAACCAGGCAAUCUGCAGUACCCUGUUGAUUCCAACACCAUGAACGCUGUGGGACCGUAUGGUGCACAAUCUCACGAUUGGUCUCGCUUCCCAUACGGUCCUACCAAUGUGACUACGAACGGAAACCUUCCCUUUCCCGUUGCGACAGCACAACUACAACAUCCGCCAAUUCCCCCUCUACCACAAGCCCCUUUGACACGACGUGAUUCCGAUGACGCCCUGGGACCGCUACUCAACAACGCUGAACUACUUCAUAGCGCUGAACAGCUCCAUAAAGCGUACCAAGAUGCCUCUCAGAUCGAUGCAGACGUGGACGCGUUGCAGUUUAGCAUCAAUUCACUGAUUGAGAAUCUGGGGUUGGAUCCUACAGCGAUCACAACUAUUUCGGAAGAUGCUGCCCAUCAGGCAACGGGCGGAGGUGCGCCCACAGGAGGAGGUUCAGGUACCCCUUCUAGUGGUCCAGAAAACACUCCUUCGCUGACGUUGAGCGAUGACACAGAUACCCCUCCGACGUCGAUCGACUUCGAUUUCGAUGCGUUCUUCAAUGAACUUUCAAGUCGACCGAUGCCUGCGGAUUAUUCGGAUAUGGUGGACUCGGGAGGGACGACGCGGUUUGACCCUGUCGCCAGUAUUGACCCUUCGGGUGUGGAUGAUGCGCAACAGGAACAGUUGACGGCGUUUUUGGAGGAUGCGGGAAAUUCACCUUUGAUGGAUAAGCAUUCGGCGAUUCCUAACACGUCGACGACCACGACUACGACGCCGGAGAUGGGGAAGAAGAGGAAGUCGGAUGUUGAUUUGCCGACACCGUUCAUUCUGAACGAAGAUAGUCCGAAGGCGAAGCGGCGGCGAUGAGCUUGCUAAUGACUCAUUGUCGUCUUUCUGUAUCCCACUUUUUUUCUUCUUUGCAUUUGUCUCGCAUUUUCUCAUGGACCCCCUCCCCCACGUCGUCGUUGUACUCAAUUUUCAUCGUUCACCAUCUAUUUCCAUCGUCGCCUUCGUAUUCUGUGCGCGAUGUUAUUUUUCAAUCGUAGAAAGUGUACUUCUAGCCGCCCCAGAUUCACGCCACCCCAUUCAGAAGUCAUCCACCAUCUCCUUGUCUAUUUUGUAGUCUUUAUCGUACUCACAUACGGACUGCGUUCUCUGAUCUUAUUCUCUGCAUAACUCGAAUACUAAAUGUACAUGUAAAUCUGAUUGAAACGUCACUACUACUGUAGAGCUUCGCUUAUAGAGAAGUUUCGUGAGAUACAAUGUGACGGAAGCUUAGCACUCGGCUUGUUUCGAUCCUCGGAAGACGGUGUAGAUCGUAGUACUUG
This is a messenger RNA of Somion occarium, 3027 nucleotides long. Lineage: Eukaryota; Fungi; Basidiomycota; Agaricomycetes; Polyporales; Cerrenaceae. The record is from the annotation of a GenBank genome assembly.